AUGGAUAUGGAGCAAGAAGACAUGCAAUAUCUUGGCUUCUUUGGUGUCUGUAGAGAAGCCUACAAUAUCAUCUAUUCAUGGAGGAAAGUCUUCAGCCAUAUCACCCUGGCCUUAGUCCUCCCUUUAUCUUUCAUAUUAUUGGCUCACAUGGAAGUCUCCGAGGUCCUCUCCUCAAAGAUCAUCCACAACGAGAUAGUUUUGGGUGAAACCAAAACGGGAACUUUUAGAUACCAAAGGCUCUCAGACAUCCUCAGAUCUGAAUUAAUCACUUUGUGGCUCGUCAAAGCUGCCUACCUCAUCUUCUCCCUUAUCUUCUCCCUUCUCACCACCUCCGCCGUGGUUUACACCAUCGCUUGCAUCUACACCGGCCGUGAAGUAACGUUCAAGAAGGUCAUGAGCGUUGUCCCUAAGGUUUGGAAGCGGCUUAUGCUCACCUUCUUAUGUACUUUCCUUGCUUACUUCGCAUACAACAUAGUUGCUGCUUUGAUCUUGUUUGUAUCCAUAACUUUCAUCAUUUUAAUCAACAUCAAGUUUUUAUCUCUGGUUUAUGUUCCUUUGGUGCUUUACAUGGCGGGUUUGGUAUACUUGUCCAUAGUUUGGCAAUUAGCCAACGUUGUGACCGUGUUGGAAGACACAUGGGGUUUUCAUGCCCUGAGAAAGAGCAGGGCACUGCUAAAGGGCAAGAUGUGGGUGGCCACCUUCAUAGUAUUGCUACUCGGCCUCUGUCAGUUUGGCAUACAAAUAUCAUUUCAGAUGCUUGUUGUGCAUUGUGGAUCAUUGGGCGCAGCAAGCAGGUUUGCCUAUGGGAUUAUCUGUUUGGUGUUACUUUUCAUGUUGCUCCUGCUCGGGUUUGUCCUCCGGACGGUGAUCUACUUCGUCUGCAAAUCCUACCACCAUGAAAACAUCGACAAGUCGGCUCUCUCAGAUCACCUUGCUGGCUAUUAUAUUGGAGAAUAUGUUCCUUUGAAGUCCAAGGAUGUUCAGCUUGAACAUCUCUACGUUUGA
This is a messenger RNA of Juglans microcarpa x Juglans regia, 1005 nucleotides long. RefSeq lists its product as uncharacterized. Bases 1 to 1005 code for a protein of 334 amino acids. NCBI's taxonomy places the organism in Eukaryota, Viridiplantae, Streptophyta, Magnoliopsida, Fagales, Juglandaceae. The record is from RefSeq and is a predicted model, not a curated record. The transcript has a single exon.